AUGGGAUGGGCUGAUAGCCUCCUAAGCUUUGCCCGGGAUGAGAGGGUUGUUCUUGUCACCUUGGGCUUAGCUACCUUUGGUGUAGUGAGUACCGUCUUCACUGCCCUCACCAUCAUAAGAGACGACAACGAAAUUCCGCCACCACAGCCAAAGACACAAUACAUCACUCAAGACACGGAAGACUCGUUGGAACUUGAAACUCUUGAGAAGUUAUUAGACCAUCCCAAUUAUUCCAUAAGAGAAGUCGCGAUCAAGAUCCUUUGCGAUCGGGCCGUGAACGAUUCCGAGACAACUGACAUAUUGCUAUUCGGCAUCACUCGACCAGAUUAUGAUGAGAGGAUGCGGUGCCUUAGGGCCUUGGCCCUGCUUACUGGACAGACUAUCGGGCUGGAUGGACUUUCAAAGUUGAACAAUCCCAAAGCCUACUCGGCUCUUGUCCGUUCUCUGGAGCUGAGCUUGGAUGAUACCGAGCGACCGAGCCUCACUGAUAGCCAUUGGGAUGAGUAUUACCUUCGCGACAUGGCCGAGAGGUUCUGCUUAAUGUUCAUCCUGGAGCUCGCCAAUAAGUAUGGUGCCAGCAUGCUAGUCAAAGCGCGCUUCGUCGAAAAAUGGUUGGCAAAGCAGGAAUGGGGCGAUACCCCGGAAGAAAGACGCCGAAAUUUCAGGGAUUACAUGGCGCUCAAGACAAAUAGGAUUGUCGAGAUUGUCGAUCGAAUCAAGGAAUCAAGGCGAGGCCUCAGGGCUCUGGAAAGGGCAGGGCUUAUGGACAAGGAGAUUUCCCGAAGGAGAAUUCGUGAACUCCCGGACCUGAUCAUGGAGAUCGAAGAGGAGACGGGAAACUUACCACUUGUCGAACAGCAAGUCACACGAACCAGGGAACAUUCAGCCGAAGAGCAAAGGCUACGGCGGCAACAUCGAGAAGCGAUGGUUCUCAACGAUGGAACUCGACCACUGGCACGCGAGGAUAUUAUCGAGAGAGAACAUACGUCUCCUGCAUAG
Messenger RNA from Fusarium musae, 999 nucleotides. RefSeq lists its product as uncharacterized. The record is from RefSeq and is a predicted model, not a curated record. Bases 1 to 999 code for a protein of 332 amino acids. The transcript is spliced from 2 exons. Lineage: Eukaryota; Fungi; Ascomycota; Sordariomycetes; Hypocreales; Nectriaceae.